AUGUUCUCUAUCAUCUUGUUCGUAGUCGUGGUCAAGGAAGGAGGGCUCCCGACGCUUAUCGGCGUCGCCUUCAUCGUUCUCGUCGGAAGUCUGGUCGCCAACGCCGUUUGCUACCUCGUAUGGUCGCAGAGCGCGACGGCGAAGCUCGAAGGCGCUAUGAUCACCACGCUGGACUCCUACAGCACGCUCUUGCGCUCGCUCACGAAUACCUUCCUACUCGAAAAGCCUCUUCACAAGCUCACCCGCGACCGCAUCCAAGCUGCGGUGGCAGCACAUCAGUAUGGCUUUACCGCGCUGAAAAGGCACCUGUCGGAGGCCAGGAGUGAGGUGGUCUGCGGUGGGCCACGCGGGGGCACAAAGAGGCCACUCGAAUAUGCUGUCGACGCGCUCACUCGCCUCGGGCAACAUCUCAACGGUCUGCGAUCUGGCAUCACCCUACAAUGCGAUAUAGCUCGAGCGUACCGCGAUCGUAGCGUUUCUAAGGCACGUGCGUCUACGAAAGCUGGCUCGAUCCAUACGAAGGCAGGCUCGAUGGUCUACAAGACGGAAGACGAGGAGACGGUCAUGAUCAAGAGCGUUGCGGUUAUGUUUGGUGAUCUUAUGGACGAGCUUGGGCCCCCGCUGCAUGCUCUAAGCAGGACGUGCACGAACGCGAUCAAGCGCGUGCGCGAGGUAUUCACUGCGAGGUCGUCCCCGUCCCCGGCGCCACUAACGCUCCAGGAGUUCGCCGCCGAGCUCGUCAACCUCGUCGAUGCCAUGGCACGUAUCUGCGCUGCUGAGCGCGCGCGCGGGCCAUGUUGCCUUCUUCCGUGGUACAAAUGCUGGCCCACACACAUCCUCGCACGCGCUCCGUGGCGACACAACUCCCACAAGCGCAAGACGGCUACCACCACCUCCACAUCAUACCGCGCCUUGAACGGCGGCAUUCCCGAUCACCGCAAGUCUCAACGAUCUCUCUCGGAGUACUUCGUCUCUGCGUCUCCAGUAAGCAGCGUGGCGGCGUACUUCCCAAAGGUCCGCCCGCAUGCGCUGAAUACCAUGUCUACGCCGUCGACUGCUGUGUUAUCGUUCUAUGGUCGUGCGAAACAGCUGGAGUGGCGCGUUGGUGCGAGAGCACGCGAAAACGAUGUCAAGUAUGCUGUCAAGACGAACGUCCUGAGCGUGCAUCGUGUGUUGGGCACGCUCUUCGGCGCUGCAGUCGCCGCAGGCAUCUACACCCUCUUCGCCGAUCACCCGGUUAUCCUCGCCAUCUUCGGCUUCCUGUUCAGCAUCCCGUGCUUCUACUAUAUCGUCGCCACACCACAAUAUGCGACUACGGGUCGCUUCGUGAUCCUCACGUAUAACUUGACGUGCUUGUAUAGCUACAACAUCAGAAGACGAGACAUAUCUGUGCUCGAUAUUGCAUACCACCGGUUCAUCGCUGUCACCGUCGGCGUCCUGUUCUGCUUGAACAUGGGAUGGCUGUUUACGCGUCUUGCGGCGAGCAACUCCCUCAAUGCCGAGGAUGCGCAGGCGUUGAUCGUAAUUUCGGAUGAUGACGAAGAGCAGACGGAGGAGAGUGCGCUUGUGCCGAGGCGUCGGAAGACGGUACUGAGCAACUCGGUUGAGGAGUUCAUGGCUAUGGAAUUACACUUCAGCUCCAGCUGA
Peniophora sp. CBMAI 1063 is the source of this 1647-nucleotide messenger RNA. The record is from the annotation of a GenBank genome assembly. NCBI's taxonomy places the organism in Eukaryota, Fungi, Basidiomycota, Agaricomycetes, Russulales, Peniophoraceae.